Molecule: messenger RNA, 1798 nt
Organism: Oryzias melastigma (Indian medaka)
Lineage: Eukaryota; Metazoa; Chordata; Actinopteri; Beloniformes; Adrianichthyidae
Product: zinc finger CCHC domain-containing protein 24
Exons: 4
Coding region: 376-1026 (216 amino acids)
Molecular function (GO): nucleic acid binding; zinc ion binding
Source: RefSeq, a predicted model, not a curated record
GUUAACAAUGAAUCAUAUAAUUUAAAAAUGUAAAUACAAGUUAAUAUAAAGCUAAUAAGGGUUUGCUCUAAAAAGAUGAGAUUAUUAAAGCCAUCUUUUGGUGGCUCCACGCAGGACCUCCUCUGUGACGCAGCGGAGUCCUGGCGCGUCUUCACUCCUCCAACUUUCACUGAUCCACUCAGGCUCUUUGGCUCCUUUACUUUCCACAGCCGCGCGGUCUGCAUGCCGCCUCGGUGCUGCACGGAAACCAAACUUCCACUCAGCCGAGGCAGAGGUAUGACUCAGAUACGUUGGAUGAACCAGAAAACCCGGUGGUUCUGACGGUGCAGUUCCAAAAAGAGAGAAAAAAGGCGCGGUUCCCCCUUCAGGGACGAGAUGAUGUCUGCGGUGGAGACCGGCGUGUACCAACCCGCACAGCUCCUCAGCUGGGUCUACAUGUCCUUAGAAGACACGCGGGACAGUCCGGUUGAUGAAGCGGACCCCUCUGCACAGAGCAAGCGCUCAGAAAUGAACUGUCUGAGCAACUUCUUCCAUCUGAACAGUGAGGGUCUGAAUAAUAAGUUCUCCAAAAGGUCUUCAUAUGAGGGAUCUUUCAGCAACAUCAUGGAUGGCCUCAGCUCUUUAGCACACCAUUUCUCAGACCUCUCCCUGUCCCCCGAGACCCGGAAACCCAGCAAAAGGCCCCCACCCAACUACCUGUGCCACCUUUGCUUCAACAAGGGACACUACAUCAAAGACUGCCCCCAGGCUCGACCCAAAGGUGAAGGUCUGACCCCAUACCAGGGCAAAAAGAGAUGUUUUGGUGAAUAUAAAUGUCCUAAGUGCAAGAGGAAGUGGAUGAGCGGGAACUCUUGGUCUAACAUGGGUCAAGAGUGCAUCAAGUGUCACAUCAACGUUUAUCCUCACAAGCAGAGACCUCUGGAGAAACCGGACGGCCUGGAUGUCUCCGACCAGAGCAAAGAACAUCCUCAGCAUCUGUGUGAGAAAUGCAAAGUUCUGGGCUACUACUGCCGCCGUGUGCAAUAACACACCCAGGAACAGUCGAUGAUUCCACUGUGAUGCGUUCAUGACAGUGAAUCCUCCCUCCUCCCCACUGUGACUCAACUCUCUUCUACAAUGGAGACAACCUCAGAGUUUACACAGGUUAUGGGAAUAUUAAUCUCUAAUCUUUAACAAAGAAUCCACCACUGUGAAUUUAUUUCGUUCUAACCCGAAAAAUGUAUUUUAUACAUUUCUAUAUUUCAAUUAUAGCUUGAACUGUUUAAUCUGUAUAAAAUAUGCAAGUUCGUCCUAAUGUUAUGUAUCUGCAGCAUCAUUUGGUACAUCAUAUUUAAUAUAUUUUGAAGCCAUACUGUUGUGUAGUACUUCUGGGAAUAUUUUAGCCAACUAACAGUAUUUGUUUACUUUGUGUUAGUGUGUGAACAUAGUUGUCUUAUUUUUGUUGUAAAUGAGCAGCUUGAUAAACUGCCUGAACUUUUCCAAAGUGCCACUUAUUCAUUUUCUGUAAGAUUUUAAUAAAAAUGUGAAUUGUGUUCAAACUGCAUGUUUUCAUUAUUAGGAUUAUAUUGUAAAUGUAUUUUAUUUUCUCAGCCUUUAUGCCUUAUUUUUAGUUUGUUAGAUUAUAAGGUCUUGAAGUUAAUUAUUUCUAUUAAAUUGUUUUUAAACUUAACCCUGACAUUGACAAAACUAUUUUUUUAGGGAUUCUUAUAAUAAAAUGAAUUUUAAUGUGAGGUUUUCUAUUAUUGUGAUUGAUAAACAUGUUUCACAUUCUGCAGUUGGAUAAUUUUCAUGUGUUUUU